AUGGAAAAACACAAAGAACAAACUGUUUUUGAACGUGGAAUGAUAAUUGGACUUCACAAGGGUAAUAAUCAUGAAGCUAAAGGUCUUACAGACAUUCCUCCUCAUUCAGGAAGACCACCACUUUUGAAUAAACAUGAAAGUUAA
Molecule: messenger RNA, 144 nt
Organism: Funneliformis mosseae
Lineage: Eukaryota; Fungi; Glomeromycota; Glomeromycetes; Glomerales; Glomeraceae
Source: the annotation of a GenBank genome assembly